This is a messenger RNA of Acanthosepion pharaonis, 1173 nucleotides long. The record is from the annotation of a GenBank genome assembly. NCBI's taxonomy places the organism in Eukaryota, Metazoa, Mollusca, Cephalopoda, Sepiida, Sepiidae.
AUGAUCUACCUUCCCCCCCUUCUUCCCUCCUUCCUUCCUUCCUUCCUUCCUUCCUUCCUUCCUUCCUUCCGCCAUCCUUUCCUUCCUUCCUUCCUACCUUCCUCUUUUACUCUAUCCCUUCAUGCCUUCCUUCUUUCCUCCCUGCCUUCCUCCAUCCUUUCCUUCCUUUCUCCCUUCCUUCCUUCCGCCCUCCAUCAUUUCCUUCCUUCCUACCUUCCUCCAUGCCUUCAUUCCUUCCUUUCUUCUUCAUUCCCUCCCUUCCUUCAUUCUUCCCCUCCUUACUUCUUUCAUUCCACCCUUCCUGACCUUCCUUCCUUCCUCCCUUCCUUCCUAUCUGCCUUCCUCCCUCUUUUCCUUCCUUCAUGCCUUCCUUUCUUCCUUACUUCCUUUCUCCCUUCCUUCCUUCCUUCCUUCCUUCCUUCCUUCCUUCCUUCCUUUCUCCUUUCCCUCCUUUCUCCCUCCAUCCUUUCCUUCAUUCCUUCCUUCCUUCCUUCCUUCCUUCCUUCCUUUUUUCUCCUUUCCUUCACCUUCCCUCCAUCCUUUCCUUCCUCCAUCCCUUCAUACCUUCCUUUCUUCUUCCCUCCCUCCCUUCCUUUUUCCCUUCCAUACUUCCUUCCUUCCACCCUUCCUGACCUUCCUCCCUUCCUUCCUCCCUGCCUGCGUGCAUUCCUUCCAUCCUUCUUUCCACUAUUUCUUAUUUCCCUUUUUAGUAUUUGGCUAGGUUCUAUCAGCCUUCCUUUCAUUUUUAUCCUCAUUUCAGUUUCUCUUGUAUAUGACAUGAAGCCAUUUUCAUCGCAACCUCUCCUCCUCCCUUCAACCUCCAUUCUCAACCGCCUCUCCAUGCCCCCCCCCUCACCUAUUUCAAUCUCGAUCCCCCCACCCUACUUUCCUUUCGUUCCCCCACGUUUCCUCUUCUCAUUCAUUCUUUCAUUGAUUUGUAGAAAUGUUUCACCGCCUCACAUCUUGCAUCAUACUAUGUCUUACCAACCUUUCGUUACUGUUCCAUUUUUUUCUAAACCGACACCCCCACCCCCGGGCUCGAUCUGUCCUUUCUUCCCAACCAAUCCUUGGUCCUCCCACAACCUCAUUCCUGCAGCUCCCAUUUCGCGUCUUUUGCCUAAAGUGUCGUCUCUUUCCCCGAACCCCGAUAGCAAAGCAGCCGUUUCUUCUUGA